GGAGCCGGGACCACGAAAGACAGCUGGUUUGCCCCAAACCGCAUCAUCAACUCCACCUGGACAGACAUUAAAACUUCGAGAUUUAAUAUUUUCAGACUCAGAGGGCAGGGCGAAAUCAACCGUCGGUUCCAGAUAAACAGCUACUUUGCGGGUUGUCGAGGGGACGUUGGAUGGCUUGUUGUCGUAGAUAAACUCCACAAUAACCCUUGUUUCUGGGAGAAGGCUGCUUCCAAACCAAAUAUUUUGUACAGUGCCGGAGUAAACGCAUCAGUGUGUGCUGAGUUUGAAUCCGGCGAUGUUAUGGCGAUACUGACAAAACAAGAAAACUCAGCAUGAUUUCUCAUUAUUUGUGACAGAUGAUUAAACUCAUUUACAGUCCGUUUGGCUCAAAAUUGCAAUCUAACAUAUAAUACACAAUGAAACGCUGAUCAUAAUCAAAACAUCGGACCAACAGAAUUUAUGUCCUAAAAAUAACAAAGUUGU
This is a messenger RNA of Haliotis rubra (blacklip abalone), 483 nucleotides long. RefSeq lists its product as uncharacterized. Lineage: Eukaryota; Metazoa; Mollusca; Gastropoda; Lepetellida; Haliotidae. The annotation marks the transcript as partial. The record is from RefSeq and is a predicted model, not a curated record. The transcript is spliced from 3 exons.